Molecule: messenger RNA, 804 nt
Organism: Colletotrichum phormii
Lineage: Eukaryota; Fungi; Ascomycota; Sordariomycetes; Glomerellales; Glomerellaceae
Exons: 3
Coding region: 163-804 (213 amino acids)
Biological process (GO): regulation of DNA-templated transcription
Molecular function (GO): zinc ion binding; sequence-specific DNA binding
Source: RefSeq, a predicted model, not a curated record
CCCCACCGAUCGACGUCAUCAACUGAAUUUGUUCCUAUUCCCAAAACUGGCAAUCGCCCCGCUCUUGCGUUCACGACGAUUGGUUCACACCUACUGCGACGAAUUCCAGUCCGUUUCCCAAACCGGCCGAGUCCGUUCCUAUUUUCCAGCUUUCGAGAGUCAAUGGCCCGGACCCCGGCAGAUCUUGUCACGCCCGUGCCGAGUUCGCGACGCCGUCUCAGCGAACAUGAAUGCAGCAACGAGGCACUGGCGCCCAUGUCCCUGAGCCAUCUCAAAGCGAGCGAGAUCAUCCAGAGAGUCCAUGGCGAUGCAAACAACCUGCUUCGCAACAUUCAAGGCCUGCUUCGAUACAGCAGAGCAGCCACCAGUGCCACCACGUAUGAUGGCGGCCGUCAUGUGCCAGGCGCCCUGCUAGGCAACCCAAAGCUGCUGCACGCCCAAAAGAUUUUCCAGCACAUUACCGGAGAUAUGGCGGAGUUGGUAGCCAUCUCUCAGAAGUCAAAGGAGGCGGCCCUGCUACGAGUGAGACGCCCCAGCCAUUUGCGCAAGAUCCGUCGCAAGCAACAACACGGGGCGGCCGAGUAUCUCAUGGACCGUCAGUCAAAUCAAAAACAGAGCAUGCCAGAUCCCUCCGUCUGCCACAACUGCCAUGCCACCUGUACACCGCAGUGGCGUAGCGGACCCGCCGGGCCGCGCACUCUCUGCAAUGUCUGCGGCCUGAUUCAUGCCAUGAGGCAGCGGAAGCAGGGGCUCAGGCACAGCAACCGAGUCUCGGCGUCCUCUUCGCUGUCGUUUUCUUCUUGA